Ochlerotatus camptorhynchus is the source of this 2778-nucleotide messenger RNA. Its product is annotated as daxx-like protein. The transcript is spliced from 3 exons. The record is from RefSeq and is a predicted model, not a curated record. The coding region runs from base 551 to 2329 and encodes 592 amino acids. Gene Ontology annotation, molecular function: histone binding. NCBI's taxonomy places the organism in Eukaryota, Metazoa, Arthropoda, Insecta, Diptera, Culicidae.
UUUGCAUGAAGCUCGGUGUUUACAAACAAUCCGGUGCAAUUCUAGACUGCUUGUGUUUGAUUAAAAGUGGUUCUGAAGUGUGAAAAGUUCGCGUAAAAUCUGUUUCUAUUGAAAUUUCGUCGAUUCGACAUCUCCGGAAUGCUUUUGGUGCUAGACUUCAUGGACCCAUUAGAAGCAAUUAACCUUAGCCUAAUCCGUCACUGUCGAAACUUUGCUUCUGUGUAUAUGUUAUUCAGCGCGCAUUGAAUGAGUGCCUGUCUAAAUUCAUUCAUUCAGCACCAUACAAAUAAAAAUCAGAAUACAUGAAGGCAAAAAAGAGAAGCUCUUCUGGUGUUAUUACACAUUAGUGCAGUAGAGUAGCAGUCGAUGCUCGAAUCGGCAGUGUAUAUGUCACAAGUCGUAUGAAUUUGUGCUAGUGAGACAGAGAAGCAGGGCGAAAAAAAUCUGCAAGAUUUUCGAAAAUAGUAAAUUUUAAUGUCUACACGACUUCGUAUUGCGUCGUAUUAACGCAAGUCAUUGGUAUAUUUUGUGAAGAAUUUGGCUGAACAAGAUGGAUCCAUCUUCGAUAAUCGUAUUGGAUUCCUCGGAUGAGGAGUCUGGAGAGCCCAAGCGGCGUAAAAUAGCCCCACAAGUCCCGAUUGGCCUGAAUGGUGGCACACAUCCAGUAAAUAAGCCUCCCGAAUCGAACAAAAUAAGACGCAUCAAGCCGACCACGAUUGCCAUCAACCUGUGCAAGGAAGCGGAAAACAAUAAUCGGACACCGGUCAACGAAAACUUUGCCAUGAUCAGUUUCUCGGAUGAAUGGGAAAAGGAUCAUCUGAAGUAUCAGCAAAUAAUUAAAGAUCAUGAACAGCAGAGGCAACAAAUGCAGGCUAAGAAGAAAUUGCCGCUUUCGUCGCUGGCGGAAGAGGAAAUCAACGAUCGGAAGACAGCAACCCCGGGAAGCAGCAUUACCGCCGAUUCACACUCCACUAGCCGAUCGUCCGAGAAGAAGGAGAAGCGUACUCAUGUGGAGAAGAACCCUAUUGGGAAAGAAUUUGCCGAUCUGCUGGACGCUUGUAGGAAAGCAGAUUCAUCGAAGGAAAUGGAACUGCUCAUUCAAAAGAAGCUGAUCAGGUAUUACGAGUGCGUUCAUCCUGAUUAUAUAAACUCCAAAAGCUUCCGGAAGACGCUAGCAGCCGUUACCCAGGAUGUGAUAACGCGUCCUGAGCUGGUCUAUUUGAAGCUGUCCAGCAUUGUGGAAGAAUUGAACAUUCGCAGAAAAUCUCGGAACUCUGUGAUAACGAAUGAGAAUGUUACCAGCACCGGAAGUGAGAAAAAAGACAAUCAGAUUAGAAGAUUGAACCGCGCUCUAUACAUAUUGAAGAAGCGUAUUGCCAAGUUGGCAGAGGCGGAGGUGGAUUUUGACGAGGACAUCAAUUCUGCGUACAUGAUGGAAGAACGCUACAAAAAGCGAGCGUUCGAAAUCUACGAGAAGAUCUGUGAUAUUACUGGAGAAAGCAAACACGCACAUCGAAUCACACGAAAGCCGAUCAAAUUUGACGGAACACACUAUCCGGAGUUUAACCGGACGAUUCAGACAUUUGUCAAUAGGACAAACACAUUUCCCGAUUUCUUCGACGUGUUGAAAUGUUUGCAGCACUGUAAUACGCAGUACGGCUACGGAAUGCGAAGGGAUGAGAUGACAAAGAUAGCGCAGGAUGCUUUCAUCAGGAUCGGAAAGCUGUUGCAAAAACGGCGGAAGACCGAUCUGUACGAAAUGGUAUCCUACUACAGUGGAACGGAUAAGGAUCCGGCAAUAGUUGACAAGAAACUUAACGAGAAGUUGGAGGAAAACAAGAAACAUUACGGGAAAAUCGGAGACAUUAUCGACAAAUUCGCUCGAGUGCAAGACAACGACACGGACGACGAGGUGGAAACCAGCCACAAUUCAAAGCCAUCCAGUAGUAAAACAGCGACAGUUGUUAGUAAUGAUACCACAGCUGGUACCUCCAAAGAAAGCAGCGAUCAAGCGACAAGUAGCAAACCAUCAUCAUCUGAAGAACCUGCAGUCGAUAGAUCUAGUGCUAGUCUCACGAUUGACAGCGAAAAAGAACAAGAAGAUGCCAGCAGUUCGAGUAACAACAGACCUAACGCUGGUGACAGCAUAAACGAAGGCGACAAGGGCUCUAAAAUUGCUGUCCCAGAAGACUUGGACGAUGACAUUGAAGACGAUGACGAUGAUGAAGAUGACGAAGAAGACGAGAUGUUGAUCAAGGAAAAUGUGAAGCCGGACACAUUUGACGAUAUCGAUAUAUCGGACGAUGAAGAACUGAUCGUACCGUCUUAGCACAUGACACUGGCUACCAGUUGCUAGAAGAGGAAGAAAUGUAAAUAGGCAUCCAGAAUCUGGAAAAUCAAGUCGCUUUACAGUGUAAGAUAUUUUAUAAACGUUGCAGUUAAUUUCUCACUAUUUAGUAAUACUGGUCGUAGUUUUAAUAUAUUUUGAUUUCACCCGGGCUGCUUUUGCCUCGAACACAAAAUUUAUCAUAAUCGUGUUAGGUAUUUGUUCUUGUACAAUAAUUUCGAUCUCCAAACAGUAAUAGUUUCCAGCUUUCAGAAACAUCAAUGGUAAUUCAAUGUCGUCGUUAUUUUUAUGUUAGUUUUAAGGACCGUCUUGAUCUAUCAAUGCGUUUUAAGAAACCGUAAUGAGCCAGGCUAAAUAAUCACUAGAUUGAUGUAAAUCACAUACAUAAGUCACUGUACAUAGCGAAGUCAAUAAACUACUAAUAUUUUGCA